UGGGCAAAGGGAGUGACGAACCGAAACCAAGUAUGCCUUUCUACCAAGGGGAUAAAGCGACGCGUGUUAAAAUUGCAUUAUCGGAAUCGGGUGUGAAUCGAUCCGCGUCAAAUGCCAUUUGAUUCUGACAAAGGGGCAGUGGCACCUCCGCUUUGGAGUCUCCUUAAGGGAAAGGUUGUGUGCCUCCUCCCCCAACGCCGAACGUGGCCCUGCCUAUCUGCGGAAACCCCACCGCCGCCUCGCCGCUACUAGCCGUCAGCCGCAGCCGGGCAGCUGACGAGGCUUUGCUUUGACUGACCAUCCGCUCGACCGGCCCGACAUGGCGGAGGCGGAGUCGUCGGCCGAACUCUCCGGCACGCUGACGAGCGCGUCUCUUCCUCCGCUGCGGACGCGAAUCUUCAAGAUCAUCGUGAUCGGAGACUCCGGAGUCGGGAAGACCUGCCUCACCUACCGCUUCUGCGCGGGCAAGUUCCCGGAGAAGACCGAGGCCACGAUCGGAGUGGACUUCAGGGAGAGGCUGAUCGAAAUCGACGGCGAGAAAAUCAAAAUCCAGCUGUGGGACACAGCAGGCCAGGAGCGUUUCAGGAAGUCCAUGGUGCAACAUUAUUACCGCAAUGUGCACGCCGUUGUCUUUGUCUAUGACGUUACCAGCGCUGCUAGCUUUCGGAGCCUUCCAGCCUGGAUUGAAGAGUGCAAACAGCAUGCCCUGGGCAUGGAGGUGCCGCGGAUCCUAGUUGGCAACAAGUGUGACCUCCAGGACUCAAUCCAAGUGAGCACAGACGUGGCUCAGCAAUUUGCAGAUGUCCAUUCCAUGCCCCUGUUUGAGACGUCCGCCAAGAAUCCUAGUAACCAGGGUGACGGCUGUAAUGGUCGAGGAAGCAGUGACCACGUGGAGGCCAUUUUCAUGACAGUGGCCCACAAGCUAAAGUCUCAGAAGCCGCUAGUGUUGAGUCAGCCACCUGUAGGAGGUGGAGGCUGGGCGAGCACAGUUACCCUGAGGGGUAAGGACAAAGGGGAGGAUGGUGCGAGAAGCUGGGGCUGCAGCAGCUGCUGAGAGAUGGAAAGGAGGAGCAAAGAAAUAGUGAAGGGGGCAACUUCAGCCUUGGCCUCAGCAAGGACUUUAUAAAGCAGGAGGAAGCUGAGGGAUAAACGACGAAAAAAUUAGAUUCCACCUAAAGUGUGAUUGGUCAUCAUUAUGUACACCUUUAUCCUCUCUGAAGAAAAAUGGCAGGCUUCACCGUCUGUCUCGGCUCCAAGGAACAAUGUGAAAAACAACUGAUUAUGGGCAGUGCAGUUCAGUCUAGAUGAGUGUACACUUUAAAAAAUUGCUGGACAGGUUUCUGUGACAUGGCUAAAGCCUAUCCCCUAACAUGGUUUCAGAAAGACCAGGGCAAGGCAUUAGCCAUGUCUGUUAAACCAUCAUAAUAUACACCUGUUGACGCACUUGGAAAAAGUGCUUGGAAUAACAUGUCAGAAAUAGUCUGAAAUUGAUUAAAAGGACGAAAAGGGAACAUUCAAGAAAGGCUUUAUGCAAUGUCUGCAUGGAGUUUAGAAAAUGGGGUUUAUGUGUGUUGUAUCUGCGUACACCCCUCCUGAGCAUGUACAUGUGUUUAAAAGGGUGCACACAUUACCAUAUGAAUCAACAAGAACACUAUCAAGUCAGCUAGCCCGUGAAACAUGGUGAAAACAUACCUCUCGUAUUAGUCUACAGGUCUUUGUAGUGUACUUCUCUCGGGCAUCUGAAGAUGUAAAUUGAUUCCUAUAUCUAUUGUAUACCCUGUAUCUAAGCCUAUAAAGCACUAUUCAGCUUGUCUUAGAUUUACAGCCGUAACAUCUAAAACACCGUUGUGUGACAAAAGCUGAUUUAAUGCCAAGUCAUUUCUCUUUAGUCAUGACACCCCACAGCCUUGUAGAACUUAAAUCCUGAGAAUAUGUUGGUUUGCUUGGCUAUGUCCUCCUGGCUUUGAAUGUUAUAGUUAUGGCCAGUGUUGCUUUCUGGGUGUUUGGUGGCACAGCUGGUUCUGUGGCUCCUUUUGUUAUCCAAUGCAAGAAUUGGCUUUGUACACGUUGCUUCUUUUGAGGGAUACUGACUACCAAAAAACGUUUUAAAAAAAUCCAUGGCCUUCUCUCAGGAUUCACAUGGUUAAGAGGCUAUGCAUUCAAAUGCGAAAGAAAACAAGACUUAAGUUUGGUCUCCUAUGUAACUGCAUCUAUGACCUGUAAUAUGAUUAUACAGAUGCAAAAUACUACAGAACAUGUGCAUAUCAUACAAUCAACUGCUACUUUAAGUUCUGUUAAGUGUCCUUUGUUUCUAUGCUCGGUAAUUGAUGCAGUUCAACUUUUUUCUCAACCCUUAUAUUUGGUUCUCAUUUUGUCUUACCGUGGCUCUUUGCUGUCAAACAUUUGUACUGUGACUUUACUGUAACACUAUUGAAUAGCUUAUUGCAAGUUCUCUGAAAAAAAAGAAAA
Messenger RNA from Lampris incognitus (smalleye Pacific opah), 2469 nucleotides. RefSeq names its product RAB33B, member RAS oncogene family a (gene rab33ba). The record is from RefSeq and is a predicted model, not a curated record. The transcript has 2 exons. Gene Ontology annotation, biological process: Rab protein signal transduction. Gene Ontology annotation, cellular component: Golgi apparatus; endosome. Lineage: Eukaryota; Metazoa; Chordata; Actinopteri; Lampriformes; Lampridae. Gene Ontology annotation, molecular function: GTP binding; GTPase activity. Bases 320 to 1054 code for a protein of 244 amino acids.